CUGGUGGGGGAGACAGGCCCUUGUACCGCCUCUUUGGCUAACCCUCUUAAUUUUAAACAAAAAGGUGUCGUGGCCGUCGUUUCCCCCGAUCCCGGGCAUCUGCUCCCCGGAGGCCUUCGGGGCUCGUUGAGCUCGGGAAUUUAGGGAGACGCGAGCGGUGAGGGAGCCCGGAAGGAUUCCUUCGCGGAACCAUUGGGGCAAGGCCUCUGGGAGCGCGUUGAGGGACGGAUCGCGACGGGCCUGGCCACACGGGCAGGGAUGGCGGCCGAGGCUGGGCCGGGGGCUGCCGUUCCCCUGGAGCUGCGGCGGGAACGCGGUAUGGUGUGUGUGGAGUACCCGGGAGUGGUGCGCAACGUGUCUAAGAUGCUGCCGACUCUGGGAGGCGAGGAAGGCGUCUCCCGGAUCUACGCAGACCCCACCAAGAGGCUAGAGCUGUACUUCCGGCCCAAGGAUCCCUACUGCCACCCUGUAUGUGCCAACCGCUUCAGUACCAGCAGCCUGCUGCUCCGGAUCAAGAGGAAGACGAGGCGGCGGGCAGCGGUGCCAGGGGCCGAGGCCUGUCCCAAGGUCAUGUUUGAGAUGGAGAUCCUUGGCAUCAUCUCCACCACUUACAAGUUUCAGGGAAUGUCCGACUUCCAGUACUUGGCAGUGCAUACAGAUGCGGAUGGCAGGCACACGUCAAUGUAUGACAAAGUGCUCAUGCUCAAGCCCGAGAAGGAGGAUUUCUUCAACCAGGAGCUGCCGCUCUACAUCCCCCCACCCAUCUUCUCCCGGCUGGACUCCCCAGUGGAUUACUUCUAUCGACCAGACAUACAACACCGGGAAGGCUACAACAACCCCACCAUCUCAGGCGAGAACCUGAUUGGCCUGAGCAGGGCCCGGCGUCCCCACAAUGCCAUCUUUGUCAACUUUGAGGAGGAUGAGGUGCCCAUGCAGCCGCUGGAGGCCGCAGUCCAGACAUGGAAGAAAGUCUGCACCAACCCCAUAGACAGGAAAGUGGAGGAAGAGCUGAGGAAGCUGUUUGACCUCCGUCCCAUCUGGUCCCGGAGCGCUGUCAAGGCCAACAUUAGCGUCCACCCUGACAAGCUCAAGGUCUUGCUGCCCUUCAUGGCCUAUUAUAUGAUAACAGGCCCCUGGAGAAGCCUGUGGAUUCGAUACGGUUACGACCCCCGAAAAAACCCAGAUGCCAAGAUCUAUCAAGUCCUUGAUUUCCGAAUCCGUUGUGGAAUGAAAUAUGGUUAUACCCCCAACGACAUGCCUGUCAAAACAAAACGCAGUGCCUACAACUACAGCCUCCCCAUCACUGUCAAAAAGACAUCCAGCCAGCUCGCCAUGCAGGACCUGAAGCAGGGCCUGGGCCCAUCGGGAAUGGCCAGUGCACGGAAAUCAACCUCCAACAAAUACAAGCUCAAGGACUCAGUCUACAUCUUCCGGGAGGGGGCCCUGCCGCCUUAUCGACAGAUGUUCUAUCAGUUUUGCGAUUUGAAUGUGGAAGAGUUGCAGAAGAUCAUUCACCGCAAUGAUGGGGCAGAGAAUGUGUGCACGGAACGGGAUGGGUGGUGUCUCCCCAAGACCAGCGACGACCUGAGGAACGCCAUGUCCGGCAUGAUCCGGCAGGCCCUCCGCUCCAAGAGGCCUGCUCUCUUCUCCAGCCCGACCAAGGCUGAUGCAGGGAAAGAGCAGCUGACAUACGAGUAUGUGGAAGAUGAGGAGGACGAUGAAGAGGAGGAGGAGUUCAAGCCUUCAGAUGGGAGUGAGAACGAGAUGGAGACAGAGAUUCUAGACUAUGUGUGAUAAGCCCUGGGCCUGAGGCUGGGCCUCAGAAAGCCAGGGCCCCCUUGUGCCCCCACAGUAGCCAGAAUGGCCCUGGGAGUCCCCUUUGAGGGAAAGCUAGGAUCCCAGCAAUGGGCACAGCUGACUUUGGUCCUGGCUAUAACCUGAUGCUUGGUGCUGCCCUCUGACCCUGGGUGGUUGGGGACAUUCCCUGAAGGUUGUACCCUGGCUUGGCACAUUCAUGAACAACCCAUUGUCCAGCAGGCUGUGCCAGUGACCACCACCUUUCUCUGGCUGAGACCAGCAAAAUUUGGAGGUGGAAGUGAUGCAGCAAGGGGAGGGGCCGGUCUUGGCUUGGGCCUCAUGAUUAGGGGCUUGGUUCAUGGUCACAGGUGGCCAAAGACUGUCUUUGAGUUUGGAUCCCAACCAUUUGGGAUAGUGUUGGCAAGGGCCAGGCCCAGCUGGAAUUGUCCUUAUUAAACAUACUUUCCUACAGAGUCUCGGUGUCUCAGUGGGGAUGGUGUAGUCAAAGGAGUUUCCUCUUGCCUUGAGGCAAAGGGCUCCAGUGGUACCAUUGUUCGUCGUACAUUCAUUCGCUCAGUGACCGCAUACAGGGCAAUGCUGGGACGGUCCUCCAGGUGGGUAGGGUAGGAACAGCCAGAAGUAACCCCAGGGCCUAGUCCCAGAGAGUCCUGCAACCC
Trichechus manatus latirostris (Florida manatee) is the source of this 2474-nucleotide messenger RNA. RefSeq names its product general transcription factor IIIC subunit 5 (gene GTF3C5). Gene Ontology annotation, biological process: transcription initiation at RNA polymerase III promoter. Lineage: Eukaryota; Metazoa; Chordata; Mammalia; Sirenia; Trichechidae. The coding region runs from base 259 to 1794 and encodes 511 amino acids. The transcript has 11 exons. The record is from RefSeq and is a predicted model, not a curated record. Gene Ontology annotation, molecular function: RNA polymerase III type 2 promoter sequence-specific DNA binding; RNA polymerase III type 1 promoter sequence-specific DNA binding. Gene Ontology annotation, cellular component: transcription factor TFIIIC complex.